GUGUCGCCGACUCAGUGCAAGGCAUGCGAUUAACAUGGUCACACAAACGGUACUGUCGUCAACGUGCGCUGCAGCAUUCGACGACGAAUUCGUCAGCGGCGAAUAUUACUUCGGCACGUGUGUUCCGCACAAGAAAAAUGAACGGCAUGCAAGCUUUGAUGACGCUGAUUUUAAUGGUAACUGCCGACUCGGUGCGUUCAUGGACAUGCCCUUCGGACUGUAUCUGUUUAUCGCACUCGCAAAUACUCUGCAACUCCGGACACCUGACGUUCGUGCCAUUGCGCGACAUACCCAAGACCGUCGAACACCUUUCGAUCACCAAAAAUAACAUGACGUAUUUGCCCACCGACGCUUUUACCGGUCUCCGGCACUUGCGAAAGCUGACUUUGGACGCAAAUGGCAUACACCGGGUGGAUCGGUUCGCAUUUCGCGGACUCGUCCGGCUCAGGGAACUGUCCAUCCAGCACACACCACUCGAGUCGCUCGAUAAGUUCUCGUUCGCCGGCCUCCAGAACGUGACGGCCAUUCUGUUGGGGUACAACCAGAUAAGCGUCAUACAUGAGUUCGCGUUUGCCGGUACCGCCAACAUCAGGCUCAUACUGCUAAAUAACAACCCGUUGCACACGGUGUCGGCUAAUGCAUUUUCCAGUCUAACCAAUGUCGAACACCUCAUCCUGCCGUCAGGCAUCCAGCAGCUGCAGCCCGAUGCGUUCAAUGGCCUGGAUUCGGUGGGCCUGCUGAAGCUGUCGUUCAUGGAUCUGGCGUCAUUGAAGCCGUACACGUUCCGUGGUCUCAGCCACGUGCACGUGUUGUCUAUCCAGGAUUCGGACCUGGGCGUAAUCCGGGUGGACGCGUUCACGGGCCUAGCGCACGUCGGCAGUCUCAACCUGUUGAAUAACAAGAUCGAUGUGGUGCAGAGUCUGGCUGUGGCCCGGGACAACCGUAUACGGCACUUCCGGUUCAACGGAAACCACGUGCUAGACAGCCCACGACGGGGCUCGUUCUCGGGGCUCGCUUCCGCCGCCUCCGAUGGGUUUACAGUGGUUGGCAACCACUUCCCGUGCGACUGUCACUUGUUCCGGUUCCUGGACGACUACCCAUUCGGCAACGAAUCCCGAGAUCUUUUCACCGGCAAGAACUAUUGCAUUUCCCCACUGGAGCUCAACGGACAGCCCAUCGCCGUCGUUGACUCCACGGUCGUUGAAAAGUGCCUGCAGACGUCUGUGGCCACCCCGUCGAAGAUCCACACUGACGUUACCACGACUGUAGUCCUGGUUGCAGCGGUGGUCCUCACGUCGACCGGUUCGUUCUUGCAUGACUUGGUGUUGUGAUUCAGUUGUAUAGAACCGUCCAAAACAUCGUCGUUUAUUACGGCCAAACACUGUGUCUAUCGAAUACUAUUGAUUAAAUAUAUUAAUUAUAUAAUAAUUAUAACUUUAUAAAUAUUGUUUUAACUAUUUCCAUAUAUUAACUACUGAAGCAAAAGCAAUUAAACGAACCUCAAAAGUGGCGUUUAACACAAUUGGACGUUGAGUACACGUGUGUGGUUUCCAGCGAAUUUGAAUCAUUAACCACAUAGGUAGGUAAUGUUCUGUUUUUCAUAAAUGCUGUAAUUUUUUAUUUAAAUGUGUAAAUAAUAUUGAUAUUAUAUUACAGUCAUGUGUUUAUUUGAUUGAAUAUUAGAAUAAAUKUAUUUUCGUCACAUAUCAGUUUACAUAUCCUCGAAGAAAAUCUUUUUUCUAUACAUCUUUACAUAACUUAUGGACUUUGAUGCUAAGUAAAUUUUAGUUAUAUUUUCGAAGCCUUCAAUACAUUAUUAGCUCUUCGUAAACAUUAUUGUUUUUACGUUUUUUAAAUAAAUUUCAAACUGAAAUAUAUUUUUGAUCACGAAAAUAUUAUU
This is a messenger RNA of Diuraphis noxia (Russian wheat aphid), 1900 nucleotides long. RefSeq lists its product as uncharacterized. NCBI's taxonomy places the organism in Eukaryota, Metazoa, Arthropoda, Insecta, Hemiptera, Aphididae. The record is from RefSeq and is a predicted model, not a curated record. Gene Ontology annotation, molecular function: protein binding.